Messenger RNA from Epithele typhae, 678 nucleotides. RefSeq names its product glutathione S-transferase C-terminal-like protein. NCBI's taxonomy places the organism in Eukaryota, Fungi, Basidiomycota, Agaricomycetes, Polyporales, Epitheliaceae. Bases 1 to 678 code for a protein of 225 amino acids. The record is from RefSeq and is a predicted model, not a curated record. The transcript has 6 exons.
AUGUCUUCGCCAAAACCCCACUUCACUCUUUUCUCAGCGGUUGGCCCGCCUCCCAAUCCGUGGAAGGUGGUCAUGAUCCUUGAAGAGCUCGGCCUCGAGUACGAGCCCAUCUACCUCAACACCGGGAAGGGCGACACGAAGCUGGAGUCGUACACGAAGCACAACCCAAACGGCCGCGUGCCCGCGCUUAUCGACCACAAGAACAACGAUUUUGUCGUUUGGGAGUCUUGCGCCAUCAUCCAGUACCUCGUCGAGAAGUACGACACCGAGCGCAAGAUCUCGUUCGCAGGUUUCGAAGACCACAUUCUGCUCUCGCAGUGGCUCUUCUUCCAGGCAUCCGGUCAAGGCCCGUACUUUGGCCAGGCCGGAUGGUUCACUUACUUCCACUCCGAGAAGAUCCCGAGCGCUGUCGAGCGGUACCGCAAAGAGAUCGUGCGCGUCAUCGGCGUGCUCGACGCGACGCUCGCGACGCGCCAGUGGCUCGUUGGCGACAAGCCGAGCGCGGCGGACCUGUCCUUCAUUCCGUGGAACUACUUCGUGGUAAAAUACCUUCUUGCCGGCUGGGACGGGCUGAAGGUAGAUGAGUUCCCGCAUUUCAGGAGAUGGCACAACGAGCUUCUCGCAAGGCCGGCAGUAGCGAAGGCCAUCGCGAUGUGGGAGGAGAAACGUAGCGGUUAA